Molecule: messenger RNA, 3538 nt
Organism: Phialemonium atrogriseum
Lineage: Eukaryota; Fungi; Ascomycota; Sordariomycetes; Cephalothecales; Cephalothecaceae
Exons: 2
Coding region: 193-3039 (948 amino acids)
Source: RefSeq, a predicted model, not a curated record
UUCUCCGCUCGACCACGCCGCGAAAGUUCCAUUUGAUCGGCUAGCCGUUGGAUUCGGAGCGGGCUCUUGCAUAUGCAAUCGAGAUAGUAGGACAGGCUCGUGACCGGAUUCCUGCAGUAUCGGGAGAGCAAGGGGCAAGGGUUGGGGAACAAUUGGAUGCCUCCUCAGCCGGUGUCAAGGUGGCCCCUCUAAAUGAGUUACUCUCAAAAUGGGAGAGAUAUGGACCGACUUCCGGGGGCAGGGGAAUCCGUCAGGAGAGCAAGGGAGCGCGUUGCAGCCGGCUUCCAAAGGACUGAUCUCUCUCAAACAUCUCAACCUCCAAGGACAAGGGAGGACGAACCGCAAAUGGCCCAACCUUCCAUGACUCGCCGACCGGUCGCUGGACCGACUGCUGGACAACCGAGAGUCCCGCGACUGCAGGCGCCGCCUGGAUUGCAGCUGAAGGAUGGGCAGAUUGGCGUGGCGAUAUCACGACCGACGCAGGUUCCGCAAUGGCCCCUACCCGGUCCUCUCACUUCUCUCUCGGGCUCUUCGGAUUCAGAACCAUACCGACCACCACCAGGGAAAUCAACCCAGGCACCACAACGACCGCCCCGACCCAGCCGCGUCCCUUCAAUGCUAGACGGAUCGAAGAUCCAAGAUCCCACACCAUCCUUCCAGUACAGGCCGCAAUCCGGGAGAGAAUCAUCGGGCCAAGAACUCGCGUCAGUCCCCGAGACGCCUUCAUCUCUCUCUCGCCCUUCCACCGUCUCAUCUGUUGGAUCUAUACCCGACUUCCCCCUGCCAAUACCAAUACCUGUGGCACCACCGCCGCGACGAAGUGUGAACCUUGGGCCACCACCAUCCGCCAGGCGUGGCGCCUCUUCUUUCUAUUCCAACGCAUCGUUUGUGUCGCCGAUUCCCGAAGAGAGCCCUCGGUCUCGGUCACACGUCUCGUUCGCGUCAAGUGCUGCAAUGCCGGAGAGUUGGGGUACGCCAUCUCCAGGCCCCAGCCCGAACUACCCAGAACCUUCGUACGAGGACAUCAUAGCGGACCAAGCUGCUGGAGGCUCUGGGUAUGAAGACGAUGCGGAAGAGAGCCAGCUAGUGAGGAGUGCCAGCGUAGGGAAGAGAGGAAAGCCCACACUCGUUUCUACGACCACGCCGCGGGCUUUUGAAAGUGGAGAAUCAAGCCAAAGGCCAGCUCCAACACCGAUACAAAGUGACCCGUUCAAGAAUGGGACCGGAUACGUGGAAAACUCAUCUAGCUCCUCAGGAACGUUGCCUAUGUCGAGAGCACCAGUGCCCAGAGCGAUAACCACCGACAGCAUGCUGGACGCGUAUAACGCUGCCAGUGCCACAGACCCGUCAAACCCACCAACGGCAACCCCAUCCCCGCAACCUCGGGGUGGCCGGCCGUACAGCCGCCGACUGUCAGCGAUAUGGAGAGGGCCACCGCCGCAAUCCGACCCGGACAUACCCCCAAGGACAGAAUCCCGAGCGAGUCUCACGAGUCUGCCAGACCUCAUCCGCCGAGCGACGAGGCUAGCUGCAACCCUGGAAAUGGGGCGAAGGCCAGCAAGCCGAUUCGACGACCUCACUGACUCCUCAGGAGCCGACCUCUUCGGGAGGUAUGACAAGGAGUUGUCAGUCGACGGCGAGAAACAUCAAUCCGGUCUAUCGGAUAUGCUGGCUGCCUUCCCACCCCCGGGCCAGCCUGGGGCCCGCCGCAGCUUUCGGGAGAGCCUACGGCAACAAGUUGCCUCCUGGCCUCUGCCCCUUAAUACUAAUAAUCGUGGCCGAGGCAACGACUCCUCCCAAGAGGAUGUUUCAAGCCCCGGAACCUACACGCAAACGAACAAGCGCCGGAGGAUCUGCGGCCUUACCAUGUUGCGAUUCAUCAUUCUCUUCGUCAUUGCUCUGAUAAUCGUUGUAGCCGCCGUCGUGAUUCCCUUGCAAUUCUUCGUGUUCCGGAAGCGGAACGCAGCUGAAGCCCAACCAUCACUGCAGAAGUGCCUGGCCCAACUGAAUUGCUCGAAUGGCGGCACCAACGUGGUAAAACAAGGGGUCUGCUCCUGCAUCUGCACAGGCGGAUUUACCGGAUUCGACUGCACCCUCACCGGUGCGACGGGCUGCACCACCACCUCCUUGACCGGCGAGACUAAUAUCGAUAAUGUCACACUGGGGGAUGCCAUCCCCCGCCUCAUCCAGGCAGCUCAGUCUAAUUUCUCCAUCUCUCUCUCUCCCACGACCAUUCUGGCCAAGCUCAAUGCUGGCAACCUGAGCUGUUCCGCCGAGAAUGCCCUGGUCACCUUCGAUGGCCAGCCGACUCGUCAGGGCGACGCUUCAUCCGAGGUCACGGAUUCGUCCGGCGCAGUCAACGCCCUCAACGUGGAUGACGGAGUGGAAGUCAAGACCAUCACGGUGUCCAUAAGUGCUAGUUCCACGGUCACGCUCAAACGAGCAGCUGCUGCGGAACCCUCAGCGGAAGACCCCUCUCUCUACCACCCAGCCCAAGUCACGCCCAGGGCCAACAAGGCCCGGGCAGACGCGGGCUUCACGACGCUCGUGGUUGCCCCCGACACAUUGCCGACCAUCUUCGCCACGACGAUAUCCUUUGGCAAUAUCCCCCCGCAGAUCACGCGGACCUCGACGACGACGACAACGACGACCAUCAGCGCGGCCCCGGGGCCGAGCGCGACCUUCGCCGCCGUGGAGGAGACGCUGGACUUUGCCCGAGUGGCGGUCCUGUUCAUCCUGCAGGAGAAGAGCCUGAACGACGCCGAGUCGGCGCAGGUGACGCUGCAGAGGUUCUUCUCGACGGCCAGCGCCGGGAGGGCGGCGGGCGGCGGCGGCGGCGGCGGCGGCGGGGUGGACGUCGGCCAGGCGAGGAACGUCUCGCUGGGCAACGGCAACUCGGUCGACCUGGUCAACUUCCGCGUCGAUACCGGGAAGGGCGCAAGGGGUGGGAGAAGUUCAGGCGCUGCGCGCAGGCGGUCGGUUGGCCCCCGUCCCGUCCCCGUUCGCGUGCUUCACCAGCGACUGGGCGAAGGGGCUUAGCUUUGCCCCCAGGAAAAGGAGACUAGGGGAGGGGGCAGUUUUUGGAGCAGUAACUUCCUGUACAAGUAACAAACGGCACUUUUCAUGGCCUGGACAUGGCUCACCGUGAGCCCACCAGCCAAGCGCAAGCGUUGGGCGUCGGUGUAUUUAGGUGGAAGGGGGGUGGAUUAUUUCGAGAUACCAUAUCAAUAAGGGGGAUCAAUCGGGAGGUACAAAGUAUGAUACUUUGAAGUCUCAGAUACUCGUACUCUUCCAUUCGCUCGCAACGUGCCACGGAUGCCUCUCAACCUGUGCCGGCCCUUGGCUGUCUAUCUUCACGGGCUUUUCACCCCAGGAAGCGCUCUUGCCUCGUGGGAAUAAAAUGCCCCUUGAGCUAUAAGAAGUUAUUUUGUACCUCUGGCCCACGUCACCACGCAGGCAGAAAGCUCUCCCAGGAGCUUGAUGCACCUGGUUAACAUGGAAAAUCACCGGCCCUUGAAUAUGAAUAGAUGAAGUCUAG